AUGGAUUCAGUGCUUAACAUCUCGGUCCUCUUCAGUCCCACCAAAGAAAACAUAUCCUUGCAGGAAAAAAUUCCUGAGGACACAAUCUCAACUGGGAUUUCUUCAGAAAACCUCCUCCCGCCUAUCCAAGGUAAAGGGGGACUAGAAAGCACAAGCACAUGUUUAAGUCAACAAAAUCUAGUGCAGGACAACUCAGAGCAGAUCUGUCAAUUAGAUAUUGUCAUGUCCUGGGACAAUAAUGACAAUUUUAAUGAGACAAUAUCUCUUGAAAACCUCAGUGGAGGUGAGGGCUUGCUGAACCGGUGUCCUAAAGAUCAGUCAGUACUUACUGAGGAAAAACUAGAUGAUCCAGUGAAAGUACUUGAAACAUUCGAGGAAGUCCAUGAAGACAAACAAGAAUAUAAGACAGAUGACAAUAAAAAUCAAAACUGUGACAUUGAAAAUGAUAAGGAAAAUAGGAGAAAUAACAAAAAUGAUGAUUCUGACUAUACUGAGCUUAUUCCAGCAGAAGAUGUCAAACCGUACAGCAGUUCUGAAACACUCAUGCCUCAGGUUAGUGGCCAAGAAUGUGAUGUGGGCCAAGGCCUCAUCAAAAAUCAGCAGAAAAAUGAAGAUGUCCAGGCCCCAGAAAUUGUCCCAAUGCCUACAGGACAGGAACUUGCUGAGGACAUGGGAGGCGAGGUGAUUGGCAACCCAAACACAUGCACUGCAAACACCUGCACAGGCAUCUCAGAACAACAGGAGGAGGAUGAGCAGACCACUAGCUGUCUGAGUGUGGGCCAGCUCUUCCGUUGGCUGAGAAAGAGAAUCCUUCUGACUCUCCAGAGAAAACAAGACCCAGACGAGGUUACCGAGGGCCACAAGAGGCACAUCCAAAGACGAUUUUUCAGAAGGAGUUACAAGAUCCAACCAGAAGAACAACUUGAAAAUUAA
Octodon degus (degu) is the source of this 933-nucleotide messenger RNA. RefSeq lists its product as uncharacterized. The coding region runs from base 1 to 933 and encodes 310 amino acids. The record is from RefSeq and is a predicted model, not a curated record. Lineage: Eukaryota; Metazoa; Chordata; Mammalia; Rodentia; Octodontidae. The transcript has a single exon.